This is a messenger RNA of Lipotes vexillifer (Yangtze River dolphin), 1162 nucleotides long. RefSeq names its product serine and arginine rich splicing factor 7 (gene SRSF7). Bases 107 to 787 code for a protein of 226 amino acids. The transcript has 7 exons. Gene Ontology annotation, molecular function: zinc ion binding; RNA binding. The record is from RefSeq and is a predicted model, not a curated record. Lineage: Eukaryota; Metazoa; Chordata; Mammalia; Artiodactyla; Lipotidae.
GUAGUGCCGCCGGGACCGUUGGCGACUGUUGUUGCGUUGUAGGUUUUGUAGUAAUCGAUCUCUAGGCGCUGCGAGCUGAAAGAGCCGAGCUCGCAGGCCAGUCAUCAUGUCGCGUUACGGGCGGUACGGAGGAGAAACCAAGGUGUAUGUUGGUAACCUGGGAACUGGUGCUGGCAAAGGAGAGUUAGAAAGGGCUUUCAGUUAUUAUGGUCCCUUAAGAACUGUGUGGAUUGCCAGAAAUCCUCCGGGAUUUGCCUUUGUGGAAUUUGAAGAUCCUAGAGAUGCAGAAGAUGCAGUGCGAGGCCUGGAUGGGAAAGUGAUUUGUGGUUCCCGAGUGAGAGUUGAACUAUCAACAGGCAUGCCUCGGAGAUCUCGUUUUGAUAGACCACCUGCCCGACGUCCCUUUGAUCCCAAUGAUAGAUGCUAUGAGUGUGGCGAAAAGGGACAUUAUGCUUAUGAUUGUCACCGCUAUAGCCGCCGAAGAAGAAGCAGGUCACGGUCUAGAUCACAUUCAAGAUCCAGAGGUAGGCGAUACUCUCGCUCUCGCAGCAGGAGCAGGGGAAGGAGGUCAAGAUCAGCAUCUCCUCGGCGAUCAAGAUCUGUGUCUCUUCGUAGAUCAAGAUCAGCUUCACUCAGACGAUCUAGGUCUGGUUCUAUAAAAGGAUCGAGGUAUUUCCAAUCCCGGUCCAGGUCGAGAUCAAGAUCCAGGUCUCUUUCACGACCAAGAAGCAGUCGUUCCCCAUCAGGAAGUCCGCGAAGAAGUGCAAGUCCUGAAAGAGUGGACUGAAGUUCUCAAGUUCACCUUUUAGGGAAAAGUUAUUUUGUUUACAUUAUUAUAAGGGAUUUGUGAUGUCUGUAAAGUGUAACUUAGGGAAGGGUAAUUCAACCAUCUAAUCAAAAUGGAUCUGGACUAUUACUCUGUAAAUUCACAGCAGUAAGGUAAUAUAAAUUUUUGUUGAAUGUAUUAACAUCCUAUGGUUUGAAAAUGUGGGUUUUUAUUUGGCACAUUUAAAAUAAAAUGUUUCUAAUUAGAUUUUGGAUUUGUGUUCAGUAUUAAUGCUCCUCAGUUUGGUAGGCUUCAGGAGUCAACCUUGAUUUUAAGCAUAUUCAUAGAGACCUACAUUCAAAGUUUAAUGGUGUUAUUUAAGUCUUGAACAUCACU